Talaromyces stipitatus ATCC 10500 is the source of this 6294-nucleotide messenger RNA. RefSeq names its product separin, putative. Gene Ontology annotation, biological process: proteolysis; meiotic chromosome separation. Gene Ontology annotation, molecular function: cysteine-type endopeptidase activity; protein binding. The coding region runs from base 1 to 6294 and encodes 2097 amino acids. The record is from RefSeq and is a predicted model, not a curated record. NCBI's taxonomy places the organism in Eukaryota, Fungi, Ascomycota, Eurotiomycetes, Eurotiales, Trichocomaceae. The transcript has 2 exons. Gene Ontology annotation, cellular component: nucleus; mitotic spindle; mitotic spindle pole body.
AUGGCAGCGACAAUGGAAGUGAUGGACUCGCGCCUAAAGUCCGUCAAAACCGCCGUCAAAUCGACCACGACGUGUACGACGUCGACAUUAGCCUCUUUACAAUCGCUCCUCCAGUCAACGCCGCCAGCUUCCGAGAAGACCAAGGCAAAUAGAAGAACUCCCUCAUCGACAUCCACUAAGACAGUUACACGCACAAAAUCCACCCGGUCACGCAAUCCUCCAGCGUCAAGCAAAUCAUCGAAGCCUGCGACCGUUAUUCAAGACGAAGAAGCGCUUUCUUUACAACAGAGACUGGUUCUGGCGACCGAAGUCUUUAAUACAGCCUCCAAAGCAUUAUCAGAUGCCUUACAACGGAAUGCGACCCUGAAAGCUCCGCUGCAGCCCACCUCCCCCAAUCGAUCCCUCUCCUCACCAAAGGACUUAUCACGAAAGCCGACGAAGCCGAUGACGACCGUGAAGGGAUCCUCGGAGGAUGGCUUAACCUCAACCGCUGAGUGUGCUGUCCUCGCUCUUAUGACACUGCGCAAUUUGAAACUCGAAAAUUCUUCCAAGAGCAACAAUUCAAAUCUACAGCUUGAACAAGGUGCAUGUAUUUUAGCAGGAAGGCUGAUUGCACUAGGGGCCCAUGAACUUGCUUAUAGGGAAUUGAGAGCCUUGAAGAAACGGUUGGAGGAGGAUAACUUGCGCUCAUCUACCAAAAAUUCGAGGGAUCAUUCCGCAUCAGAUAUGAAAGCAGGGUCUGGAAAAGAAACGACUGCUGAGCUACUAAAAUUUUCCAACGCCGAAUUUCCAGGACCAGUUCUGGCCUUGAUAGUUUCCUUUCAGUCUCACGUUUUGAAACUCAUUACUGCAGAAAGAAAGGUUCUGGCCAUCGAAAAGACAUGUAACGCUCUGUCUACGUCAAGUCCAAGCAGCCCUGCUAAUAUUAUCUUGCGUUCAUUUGAUGCCGGAAAUUUCACCAAAGAAAAGGCAGCGAUUCAGUUGCUAUCGACUUCUAACACCAUUCUAUCUUUAUCGACUAUGUUGCUGAAAUCGUCCGUCUCGCCGUCCGAUUCGACCCAGACUCGUAGCACACGACUUCAUUCAACUCUCAGACUACAGUUGGUGUCAAUGGAAUACCGUAUCAUGUCAUGGGAAUUGUCAGGCCAUUCAGGUGACUCAAAACGCGAGUUUCUGGAUCCCUUAUCGCGCUUUCUUGACGGGUUUGCCAGUUCGGACUUCAACAUCGAUUCCUCAGAAUUUGCAGAACUUAGCGCAACUGUGCAACGAUUGCAGUCUAUGAUCGCGAAAAGCGGAAUGAAAGGGGAUAUACACUCUUGGAAGAUUGCAUUCAACCUAGGGAAGAUAGCUCAAGAAGCUUCAUGCUUAAAGGAAGCCCUGACGUAUUUCUCAUCUGCGACUGAGAAAUUGACAGAGGAAGAUCCGAUGGCACAGAGUCUGAUUCGAUGUAGGAUCGCCAUUGUUUACUUACAUCUUUUUAAGAACAACAAAACCUAUCACUUGGUGAUUGAAUCACUUACAGCUGCAGCGCUGGGUAUGAAGUCGGCUAACAGAGGCAGCGCUAGCGAUCUGGAAGCGCUGCUCGUGGAAUCGGCUAGGUUGAAGAAAAUAGCUAUGGCGAAAAUUGGGGAACUACUUUCUUCAGAUGCUGAUUUCCCGAAGGCGAUGAUGAUGGCCACAAUUGAUUUUCUUCAUGCAUUUUUACGUUUCCUGAGACGAUAUAUUAAUCGCCCACAAUCAAAUCUCGCCGAAGGCGACACCGGUAUACAGAUGCAACCACUAAGCAAUGCAAAAAAUAUCGUCAUAGCUGCUGUCGAGUCGGCGAUUGUGUUAGGGAAAAUAUCGAUUGUGAAUCAAUUCCCAAUAUGGGGAGAUCUACAGCCGAUUUUUUCGGACUCAGCACGAUUACUGAACACCUUCGAGGUUUCCGGGUUAGAACAUACAGAAGACGGGCUUGAUUGGCGAGCUACAAGUGUUAAGCUCUCCAACCUCUUCUGGUCUCGUUAUCUCAAGAGAAAGGAGUCAGGGGAUACACAUGAACAGCUGAUUCCAUUAUUGGAACAGUCUGUCAACAUAUUGCAAGAUUGUCCUGUUCCACAGAAAAGCACAGGAUUUAGUGCUUUGAAGCUGGAGCGACUCGCGCAUCUUUACCUGGAUGCAAAGAUGGGAGCUAAAUCCCUUGUCUAUUUUGAAAAAUCCAUUCAAGAAUAUAUCGACGCCGGCGUACUUGAACAGCAAAUAGCAUACCUCUCAGGCAGACCACCUCAUGCUUGCUUGCAGGAUUCUAAUAGUCCAGGUUUUAAUCUCACCCGGGUUUUAUCGGCGUAUCUUAAAAUGCAGUUACGCAGACCGGCGAACGACAACAACAGCAAGUUUGAGGGCAAGUCAUUAGACGUUGAGGCUCGGGCCUUUCUUCUCGAGUGGCAGUUGGGUGUGCUUGCGGACUUUCAUAGCCAUGACGCGACUUGCGAGAAGUUCAAAAUUCUUUUUCAAGAACUGCUUUCGGAAAUGCUAUCGCUUUACUCCAGUGACGAAUAUUUGAUUUUCCGUUUACGUGUCGUGCGAUUAGUACUCCGCUUUGUACUCGACCACCCAGACUCAAUAGAAACUUCAGUUUCUGAGUCUCUAAUUCAAGAUGCUCAAUUGCAUCUAUCGAAUCUCUCCUCUAACACACAACAUGGGCCAUAUGCGCCAUUCAUCGCCAAUUCCCUGAAAUUGAUUCUUUUGUUUCAUGACGGUCAUGUGAACGAAGAGGACUUUCGUGAUACUAUUUCCUUCUGGGCUUCGAUAAUACAGGAAUGUACCAACUGGGAAUCCCUUGAAUCUAUCAUUGAUGAUAUCGAUAUUUUGCUUGCUCAAGCACAAGCAGCUUCGGACUUCGCCGAAGCGCGUGGCUACUGGACGCUACAAUUUGCGGCAUCCAAGGUUCUUCUGACUAUCUACGAAAUGCAAGAAAUUCGAGACGGCUCUUCUCUGGUUUUGGCCUCAUCAAGGUGUGCCUUGCAGUAUUGUCGACAUGGAGAUCACAGAGCAGCUCGUGAUCUUCUGGAACGCGUUAAACAGCGUGUGAAACUUGCCGAUGCAUCACGUUAUGCAGCCAUUACGUACCAAUUGGCAAUUGCGGAAAUAAAUACGGAAGUUAAUAACACUGAGAUGGCAGAAAAAGCACUUCAAGCAGCCCAAAAGCUCUAUCGCAGCAAAGAAGCUAAGGUGGAAGUGCAGAGUAGUCGCGGGCAGUCCAAAAUCGCAUGGGAGCGGCUGAUUGUUGAUGGCACGCUGCUCUACUCUCGCUUAGCUGAUCAGAGGAAGUGUCUGGGCGUGGCCUUAUAUUAUGCUAAAUUGUCUGUUCGACUAAGCACGCGUCUGUGGACCAAGCUGGAACAUUUAGCUGGUAGAAAGAAGGAUUCGGAAAAGUCAGGAGAUAUGUCAGAUGUGGAUCUUGUCAUAGAUGGGGUCGCGAAGAUUGAUCUCUCCACUACUGCCACCUCGACAACGGGGUCAUAUGCGCAAGGGGCGCUCUUUUGGAAGCAUGUCGUCUCUCAUAAUGCGUGCUUCUUGAACCUUAUGCGUCUUUCCUCCUAUAAUGGUCUGUUUCAGGACGCAAUUUACUACGGAGAACAAGCACUCAAGGUCAAUGAAACGCUCGGGACUUCAUUCCGCCUACUUACAUGUCAAGCUGAACUUGGCCUGGAAUGGGUAAGAGGGAAUCAUUUGAUGGAAGCUAGGACCGUUCUCGACGCUGCGACCAAAGUAUCAGAAGGGCUGAUCAAUACCGUGGAAACCGUUAGACUAAAGAUAAGUCUAGCAGCCUUGAGCUGCUCGCAAGGAAAACACAAAGAGGUCUUAUGUCUUCUGCGCGAGGCUGAGGCUAUGCUUAAUCGAAUCUUCGAGGGGCGACUUGAUUCUUCACUUGAUGUCAAAACGUCUCUCGCCGCCCUUGAAGAGAAGAUGGCGAGCAUGAAGAUACGUCAAGCCAGUGUUCGGAAAGAAGCCGAAAAAGUGGUUACUCUUCAGACCCGGAGAACGAGGGCGACGUCAAAAUCCAAGGUUGAGGAGAGUUCUACACGCAGAGUUCAAGUCAUACCGCGGUCUUAUGUCGUGUUAAGAAACGAGAUAAUAAAACAGCAAAUCCAUGCCUUGUUAGCCAUUAAAGACCUCGACGGAGCAUCACGUUUGCUAGAGACCGCUAGGGAUUAUUCAACUUCUACGGCAACACAGUUCUCAAUACAGAUCGAAGAAACGCAGCACUUACUUGCCGAUGCCAUGAAAAGUAUUGCUGCACAUGCAGUAUAUUGUGUUUUACCCGAAUCCACUCUGUCUAUGCCGUCAAUUGAAGCGAUGAUCUCAGCGACAACCACCCCAGUUGGUACAAGCAAGCCUCCAGUUAGAAGAAAAGGGAAGUCAACGACCAAGGAGUUGCGCGAACUUGCCGCAAAGGCUGCUAAGAAAGAGGUUGAUGUUGCUGGUAUCAUGUCCCGAGCGAGAGACGCAAUCAGCAACGCGGUCCGAGACGCUGUAACAACUGGGUCGACCGUAGAAAGCCAUAUCGCUUCAAGUCUCAUGGGACGCGUCUCAAUGCUUUCUCAUGCAACGACACCGGGCCUUGUCGAUGAAGAUAUUUUGGCCCCGGUCAAUGCAAAUGAGCUCGGCCGUAUUACUGCGUUUGAUCGUGAUCGCCUGUCAAUUUCCAUCGACAAGAGUCUGUCUGGACUUUCUGAUCCGAUGAGCUGGCCUGCGAAUGUGUUGUCUGACUUUGGCGAAAAGUCGGACAUUAUUGCGAACUUUACACAAGACUAUGUGGACAUUUUACCUAGUGGCUGGAAUGUUCUGUCUAUCUCGCUUAAUACUGACCGCACUGAGUUUAUUAUCUCUCGGAUUUCCCAUGGCAGGUCCCCAUUCCUUCUCCGUCUUCCACUGAAGCGAAGUGAGGAAGGCAAUUUCGAUGAAGAUGAUUUUACGUUUGACUGGGGAAAGAACGAAAUGAAGGAGAUCAUCCGCCUUGCGAACAAGAGUGCUCAUGACGCAAAGAGCCGUACGGAUAAGAAUUCGAAAAAGCAAUGGUGGGCUACGCGCGAAUCACUUGAUCGUCGACUGGAAACUCUAUUAGACAAUAUGGAGAAUAUAUGGCUCGGAGGGUUUCGUGGCAUUUUUGAUGCCGUCCCGCGAGACUCGACUGUAUUGACGCAGUUUGCUGGUUCAUUCGAGAAAGUCCUAAAUAAGCACCUACCAUCGCGACGGAGAUCCAAAGACAAAAAGGGACAGAUCAAAAUUCAUGAAAAUGUGCUUAGUCUGUUCAUUGGCCUCCGUGAUCUCGACAAACAAGAAAACCCUGAGGACUCAGUUUUAGACUUACUAUAUUUUGUUGUCGACAUUCUCCAAUUCAAAGGCGAGCGAAAUGCUUAUGACGAGAUUGACUUUGACAUGAUGGUCAUUGACACGCUGGACAUAUUGAACAGCUUUCACUGCAAUAGCUCAAGCGAGAAAGGGACGCUUGAUCACAUGAUCUUGAUCUUGGAUAAGUCGCUACAUUCUUUCCCAUGGGAAUCGUUACCAUGUUUACAUGGACGUCCUGUAUCUCGUAUGCCUUCCUUGGCGUGUUUGCGCGAGAGAAUCGUUCGCUUCAGGUCGCUAGAAGAUUCGUAUGAGAAUGUGUUUGAGGUCAAUCCUCACAAUGGUCACUUUAUCCUGAAUCCGAGCGGAGACCUGAAAACGACACAGAGCACAUUUGAAGAAGAAUUGGCUCAUCGAGAAGGCUGGUCGUCUGUCAUUGGGCGGAACCCUUCCGAAGAGGAGUUUAAGGCUGGGUUGGAGAACAAAGAUAUUUUUCUGUACUUUGGCCAUGGAAGCGGUGCACAAUACAUUCGAGGACGCACAAUCAAACGACUGGAUAAGUGCGCAGUGGCCUUUCUCAUGGGCUGUAGCAGUGGAUGCCUGACAGAAGCCGGCGAGUUGGAACCAUACGGUACACCGAUGAAUUACAUGCAAGCUGGAUCGCCCGCUCUUGUUGCUACGCUAUGGGAUGUGACAGAUAAGGAUAUUGACCGAUUCGCCAAAAGUACGUUUGAGCAAUGGGGUUUAUUACCAGGGGGUGAAGAUGGCACCGAUUUCAAGGGCAAAGCAGUACAGGGCAAGGAGACAUCGAAAGGGAGGGAAGCGAUGAACGCUGAGAUGAAUUAUGGACUAUCCAAUGGGCUUGAUGAAGCAGUUUCACGAUCGCGCAACUCUUGUCUGUUGAAGUAUUUGAAUGGAGCAGCGCCUGUGAUUUAUGGCAUUCCUGUAUACCUCAGCAAGUGA